CCCGCGCGUAACACAAGCAUCUAGAGAUGGAGAGUCCUCACGAGCACCAGCAGAGCCUCUUGCUCUCGCGUAUCAUUGUCAAUGUUGAGAAGUUGAAUGAGGCCAUUAUGAUGCUGAACAAGAAUCUUCAAGAGAUCAACAUUCAGAACAUGGACACCGAGCUUGUUGCGCAGAUGUUCAAGAACUACCAGUCGAAUGUCUUGUUCCAUCUCGAAGCAACAAACGGUCUGAAAGACCCAGCUUGAGUAGCCACCUUCCUGCCUGCGCGUACAGAUUGCGGCACAAGGCCUGCUAUUGGAAGUCAAGGAGAAACGGAGUCAUGAUCGAUGAGACGGGAUGCACGAUGUACACAAUGAUAC
Messenger RNA from Macroventuria anomochaeta, 359 nucleotides. Its product is annotated as DASH complex, subunit Dad4. The coding region runs from base 27 to 245 and encodes 72 amino acids. Gene Ontology annotation, cellular component: mitotic spindle; DASH complex. Gene Ontology annotation, biological process: attachment of spindle microtubules to kinetochore. The record is from RefSeq and is a predicted model, not a curated record. Lineage: Eukaryota; Fungi; Ascomycota; Dothideomycetes; Pleosporales; Didymellaceae. The transcript is spliced from 4 exons.